Molecule: messenger RNA, 566 nt
Organism: Stylophora pistillata
Lineage: Eukaryota; Metazoa; Cnidaria; Anthozoa; Scleractinia; Pocilloporidae
Source: RefSeq, a predicted model, not a curated record
AUGUUCCACUCGGUCUGUUUAGAUAAAUUAUCACGCCUGCCUCUAAUCAAGUGUGAAGUUUAUCAACCCAAGCUCGAGGGUUUGGUUUAGCAAUCACUGAUUUGAAGUCUGCAAUGAAGAUGAACAUUCACAUAUUAAGUCUCGUAUUCUUUGUCGCAUUUACCGCAGCCAAUCUUUUGUCAACUGUUGCGGCUGAUUUUACCGGCGAAACAUGUGGCGGUAUGUGCAUGAAAGUAUUUAGCAGGUCUGGAAAGAUUCUGUUUCGUCGUUGUUGUAACAACAAGGAUUUUGCCAAAGCCUUCACUGUAGAAAUGGAUGUCAUCAAGCGAGUGGACGGCCAAGAGAUCGAUGAUUUAGUCCCUAAAUAUCAAGAUUUCACCAUCGGAGAACUGAAACCCGCUGUGUUGCAAAACGUGAAGGCAAUGAAGCUCUCCGCCACGGCUUACUUCGAGGCUCAAAAGGCACAUUUGCACAUUGACGUCUACACCCUUUGCCAAAACGGAGCGAUCAAAUUCGAUGAUGAUGAGAUUGUAUUGAGAACUGGCUCGAUGAAAUUAUUCCUGAGG